Messenger RNA from Drosophila willistoni, 669 nucleotides. Its product is annotated as peptidyl-prolyl cis-trans isomerase H. Lineage: Eukaryota; Metazoa; Arthropoda; Insecta; Diptera; Drosophilidae. Gene Ontology annotation, cellular component: intracellular membrane-bounded organelle. The record is from RefSeq and is a predicted model, not a curated record. Gene Ontology annotation, biological process: protein peptidyl-prolyl isomerization; protein folding. Bases 88 to 639 code for a protein of 183 amino acids. Gene Ontology annotation, molecular function: peptidyl-prolyl cis-trans isomerase activity. The transcript has 2 exons.
GGUAUUAACUAAAUGCUAACAUUCGUCAACGCUAUCGCUAACGUAAACAACACAUCGUGCUAUUUACAAAUUUAAAUUUUUAUUAAAAUGCCUAACUGGAAUCAAAUCCAAACUCAACUGCGGAGCAGCGUCAACCCUGUUGUGUUCUUUGACAUAGCUGUAGGAACCACAGAGAUUGGACGCAUUAUUUUCGAGUUGUUCGCCGACGCUGUACCCCGUACUGCAGAAAAUUUUCGACAAUUUUGUACAGGAGAAUACCGUCCAGAUGGAGUGCCUAUAGGAUAUAAGGGGGCAAGUUUCCACCGAGUAAUUAAAGACUUUAUGAUCCAGGGCGGCGAUUUUGUGCAAGGCGACGGAACUGGGGUAACAAGCAUUUAUGGUAUUAAAUUUUCAGACGAGAACUUUAUAUUGAAACACGAUUCCCCCGGGCUACUGGCUAUGGCCAACAGCGGCAAAGAUACCAAUGGCUGUCAGUUUUUCAUCACAUGCGCCAAGUGCAACUUUCUCGAUGGUAAGCAUGUUGUCUUCGGAAGAGUAUUGGAUGGAUUACUUAUAAUGCGAAAAAUUGAAAAUGUUCCGACUGGGCCAAAUAAUAAACCAAAACUGCCGAUUACUAUCUCACAAUGUGGGCAGAUGUAGUUUUAAUAAUGAAUAAAAAAAUUUAAAUAU